This is a messenger RNA of Harpegnathos saltator (Jerdon's jumping ant), 611 nucleotides long. RefSeq lists its product as uncharacterized. The coding region runs from base 166 to 588 and encodes 140 amino acids. The record is from RefSeq and is a predicted model, not a curated record. Gene Ontology annotation, biological process: intracellular signal transduction. The transcript is spliced from 2 exons. Lineage: Eukaryota; Metazoa; Arthropoda; Insecta; Hymenoptera; Formicidae.
AUUGUUCCAGUUUAUGAGUUGGCGCGUUGCAUUGCCUCGUGGUAUGACGAGCACUGCAAAGAACAGAUACUCAAUGUACUUAACAUUUUGCGUCGACACAUAUGGGACUAUGUUCCAAAUGCGUAUUGUCAUUGUUGUGAACCUGAUUGGUAUCGCGAAGUAUGUAUGCUGGGUGAUCGUUUAGCCAUGUUUUACAUAGAGGACAAUUCCAUGGGCCUGGGAUUCACCAUUAGUAAAAAUUUUAUUCGAGUGAAAAAGUUUACUUUAUCUCCGGGGAAACCAGUAUAUUUGUAUAUACGCAUGGAUUGGUUACUGAUUCAAUUUCGCACGCUUCCGUUAUACACCAUACCGUCAUUACAAGGAUUAUGUCGCGAAGUCAUUUUUCAGCACAUAAAGAAGAAGAACCACAUGAAGUUGACGGCAGCAAAUAUAAAGAAAUUGGAUUUACCGGACAUUCUGACUAAACAAUUGACAAUUCAUGAACAAAUAAGCUUUCCCAAAGAUUAUACCGAUAGAAACCGACGACAUACUUAUUCUAUUGGGUGUGCGAAUAUUACUCCUCUCUUUCCCAACAGAUGUUACUUUUAGUAUUGUGAACGUGUACUAACCAA